This is a messenger RNA of Dendroctonus ponderosae (mountain pine beetle), 1868 nucleotides long. RefSeq lists its product as uncharacterized. The transcript is spliced from 7 exons. The record is from RefSeq and is a predicted model, not a curated record. Gene Ontology annotation, cellular component: ciliary transition zone. Gene Ontology annotation, biological process: cilium assembly. NCBI's taxonomy places the organism in Eukaryota, Metazoa, Arthropoda, Insecta, Coleoptera, Curculionidae. The coding region runs from base 191 to 1744 and encodes 517 amino acids.
CUCAUCACUGGGCCUCUAUUUACCAGGCAGAGUUUAAACUCUCUGUGACCGAUUCAUCAACAAACAAACAGUAGAAAAAGAAGUGAAUUACAACAAACAUUUUUAAAUGAGUCACGUAAGGUCGUGACCCUUAACCGGUGGAAAUCAAUAAUAUAAUUUUGCGUGGGGGUCUCAAGGCGGAAAAUCCACCAUGAGCACCGCCAUCAAGCUCUCACCCCGACCCAGAAGACACAAACAAAGAGCCGAAACGAUGAAACAAGAUAUUGUGGCUCAAGUGCAUAAGCAAACGAAAUCUACCACAAGUUCCGAUAAUGAUUACGCCAAUUCGGAAGAUAAUCUGGAUGUGCCAAAAAGUGAUAAAAAUGAAAAUUAUAGCGUCGUGCAUACACCAAGCAGAGAAAUAUCUGUGGAUGGAGAAACACAAAUAAACUCUAAAAUAUUAUCCCUUAUAGAAACAGAAAUGAAGAGAGAUAUUAAUAAGCAUUCCCAUUUUACCGAGUCCAGACCGCAAAGUUUGAGCUUUUACGAGGACGAAAAAAUUCCAGAAGAACUAUCCGGCAAUUUAGAACUGUUGAGUCCAGAAGAAAAGCGACAUUACAGAAAGCGGAAGGAAUAUUCGCAAAUGGACGUGGACGAACGAAACGCUCACAACGCGAUCCAGGAUCUGUAUAGUUCGAGAGAUCCGGAAGAAAUAUUGAAUUCUUCCAGCAAAAAAUCAAAAUCUCGCAAAAAGAAAUACGGUGAUUCUGAAGUUGGCAUCGGUGACAGCAGAGAAAUGAUGAUUCCCAAAGACAAACGGAAAAGCAAAAAGAAGCGAAGAGAAGUUUCACCGGGAGCAGCCGGAAACAGUACUAAAAGAAAACAUAAAACUAGAAAUCGAGAUGAGGACCACCAACCGAACAAUGAUGUAACAAUAGCAUUGGAAGAACUUCAGGAUGACGUUUUUGAAAACGCCCCUGAAGAUUUCGGGACGAAACCGGAAAAAAUGAAGAGAAGUCCCAGAAGAACGGACAAAAUUUAUGUACAAAAAAAAUCGAAAUUUGAGGAAACCAGCAGACACAAUAAUGUACCAUUAAGUAGGCAGAGUGCUCAGGAUUUAGAUUCUCUAAGCAAUUUAGAUAAAAGAUUUGCUUCUCGCUAUCCAGUAGAAGUAGCAAUUAUAUAUCAAAAGUGUUGGAUGCAAUUCUCUUCACUUUGUCAUGGAUUAUUGGGCGGCUUAGGAUUGGGCCAUUGGCUAUACAUAGUUUGCAAUUUUAACACUCAAGAUCAUGCCUUUUUAAUUCAUUACGCUUACUACAGUGGUAUUUACGUAGGACUGUUCUUCGCUCUGUGCGUAAUCUGUCUUGUGUCUGUUUUUGAUCGGCUGGAUGUGGGUCACCUCCAAUCCCACGACUUAGCGGAGUUUUUCAAACAAAAAAAAUGUUCAUUUCUUGUGAUUGUCUAUGUGACCUGUUUAACUAUUCAUUUAGCAACUGCACCAUAUGAUGAAAAACUGUCCCUCUUAGCCUAUAGAAAUCACACAGCUAUUGGUAACUCUGAAGGGAAUCAUACAGUACUAUUUACAGAAAACAGUACUUUUCUGGAGACCACAAUAACAUAUUCGGAACUUAAAACAUGGAAUCACUUAUCAUUGUGGAGGGCGCUCCUUGCUUUUGUCGCAUGGAUAGUUCUUGGCUUCCAACCACCAGAAGACAUGCUUCAGAAUCAUUUAAAAAGCAUGGAAGCGUAUCUUCCAGACAAAUAGUACAUGGAUAUUUUAAAACGAUAUCAAGAAUUAUCUUAACUGUAUGUGAUAUUGUUAAACAUAUAUCUUUGAAAGAGACUGCGGCGACUUGAAAAAAAUAAAUAUAGCAUUUAUUAUUCAAACA